Molecule: messenger RNA, 7270 nt
Organism: Hyaena hyaena (striped hyena)
Lineage: Eukaryota; Metazoa; Chordata; Mammalia; Carnivora; Hyaenidae
Product: mucin-2-like
Exons: 49
Coding region: 10-7113 (2367 amino acids)
Cellular component (GO): extracellular matrix
Molecular function (GO): protein binding
Source: RefSeq, a predicted model, not a curated record
UGAGCCACCAUGCGGCUGCCGCUAGCCGGCCUGGUGGCCAUCUGCCUGGCCCUGAGCUCAGCCGGGGGUGCGGAGCUCCGGAGAGAGGGCAGGGCCCGGAACCACGGUCACAGCGUCUGCAGCACUUGGGGCAACUUCCACUACAAGACCUUCGACGGCGACGUCUUCCGCUUCCCGGGCCUGUGUGACUACAACUUGGCGUCUGACUGCAGGGACUCCUACAAGGAGUUUGCGGUGCACCUGAAGCGGGGCCUGGGCCGAGAUGGGGGUCACCCCCAGGUCGAGUACAUCCUGCUGACCAUCAAGGACGACACCAUCUACCUCACCCGCCAGUUGGAGGUGGUGAACGGGGCCAUGGUCAGCACCCCGCACUACAGCCCCGGGCUGCUCAUCGAGAAGAAUGACGUCUACAUCAAGGUCUUCUCCCGCGCAGGCCUCACCCUCAUGUGGAACCGGGAAGACUCCCUCAUGCUGGAGCUGGACAGUAAGUUCCGGAACCACACGUGCGGCCUCUGCGGUGACUACAAUGGCCUGCAGGUCUACUCGGAGUUCCUCUCUGACGGCGUGCCCUUCAGUGCCAUCGAGUUCGGAAACAUGCAGAAGAUCAACAAGCCUGAGGUGGUGUGUGAGGACCCUGAGGAGGCGCCCGAGGGCGAGUCCUGCUCUGAGCACCGCGCCGAGUGUGAGAGGCUGCUGACGGCCCCGGCCUUCAGGGACUGCCUGAGCCUGGUGCCGCUGGAGCUGUACGUGCAGGCGUGCGUGCGGGACCGCUGCCGCUGCCCGCCCGGCGCCUCCUGCGCCUGCAGCACCCUCGCCCAGUUCUCCCGCCAGUGCUCGCACGCCGGCGGCCGGCCCGGCAACUGGAGGACCGCCGUGCUGUGCCCCAAGAGCUGCCCCGGGAACAUGGUUUACCUGGAGAGCAGCUCACCCUGCAUGGACACCUGCUCACACCUGGGGAUCAGCAACCUGUGUGAGGAGCACAAAAUGGACGGCUGUUUCUGCCCUGAAGGCACCGUGUACGAUGACAUCACAGGCGGCGGCUGUAUUCCUGUGAGCCAGUGUCACUGCAGGCUCCAUGGGCACCUGUACUCUCCCAGCCAGCAGGUCACCAAUGACUGCGAGCAGUGCGUCUGCACCGCCGGCCGCUGGGUGUGCAAAGACCUGCCGUGCCCGGGCACCUGCGCCCUGGAGGGCGGCUCCCACAUCGCCACCUUCGACGGGAAGAAGUACACUUUCCACGGGGACUGCUACUACGUGCUGGUCAAGGGCGACCACGACUCCUACGCCCUCCUGGGUGAGCUGACCCCCUGUGGCUCCACGGACAAGCAGACCUGCCUGAAGACGGUGGUGCUGCUGGCCGACAAGAAGAAGAACGUGGUGGCCUUCAAGUCGGAUGGCAGAGUGCUGCUGAAUGAGCUGCAGGUGAACUUGCCCCACGUGACUGCCACCUUCUCCAUCUUCCAACCGUCGUCUCACCACCUCAUGGUGAACACCGCCUUUGGCCUCAGGCUGCAGGUGCAGCUGGUGCCCGUGAUGCAGCUGUUCGUGACGCUGGACCAGGCCGCCCAGGGGCGCGUGCAGGGCCUCUGUGGGAACUUCAACGGCCUGGAAGGGGAUGACUUCAAGACGGCGGGCGGACUGGUGGAGGCCACGGGGGCCGGCUUAGCCAACACGUGGAAGGCCCAGGCGAGUUGCCAUGACAAGCUGGACUGGCUGGAGGACCCCUGCUCCCUCAACAUCGAGAGCGCCAACUAUGCUGAGCACUGGUGCUCCCUGCUGAAGAAAACAGAGACCCCCUUCGCCCGGUGUCACUCAGCCGUGGACCCCUCGGAGUAUUACAAGAGGUGCAAGUAUGACACAUGUAACUGCCAGAACAGCGAGGGCUGCCUGUGCGCCGCCCUGUCCUCCUAUGCCCGCGCCUGCGCCGCCAAGGGCGUCAUGCUGUGGGGCUGGCGGGAGCAAGUGUGCAACAAGGACGUGGGCUCCUGCCCCACCUCACAGAUCUUCCUCUACAACCUGACCACCUGCCAGCCCACCUGCCGCUCGCUGUCCGAGGCCGACUCCCACUGCCUCCAGGGCUUCGCGCCGGUAGAUGGCUGUGGCUGCCCCGACCACACCUUCCUGGACGAGAAGGGCCGCUGUGUGCCCCUGGCCAAGUGCUCUUGCUAUCACCGCGGCCUCUACCUGGAGGCUGGGGAAGUGGUCCUGCGGCAGGGGGAGCGAUGCGUUUGCCGGAACGGCAGGCUUCAGUGCAUUCCGAUCCACCUGAUCGCGCCUGGCUGUCAGGCCCCAAAGAUCCACAUCGAUUGCAACAACCUGACAGCGCUGGCCACCCAGAGCCCUCGACCCACGAGCUGCCAGACACUGGCUGCCGGCCACUACCAGACAGAGUGCAUCAGCGGCUGUGUUUGCCCGGUUGGGCUGCUGGAUGACGGCCGUGGUGGCUGUGUUGUGGAGGAGCAGUGCCCGUGUGUGCACAACAGGGACCUGUACCUGCCCGGGGACAAGAUCAAGGUGGAUUGCAACACCUGCACCUGCCGGCGGGGCCGCUGGGUGUGCACGCAGGCUGUGUGCCACGGCUCCUGCUCCAUCUAUGGGAGUGGCCACUACAUCACCUUCGACGGGAAAUACUACGACUUUGAUGGACACUGCUCCUACGUGGCGGCUCAGGAUUACUGUGGCCAGAACUCCUCACGGGGCUCCUUCAGCAUCAUCACCGAGAACGUUCCCUGUGGCACCACGGGCGUCACCUGCUCCAAGGCCAUCAAGAUCUUCAUGGGGAGGACGGAGCUGAAGCUGGAAGACAAGCAGCGCACGGUGAUCCAGCGGGACGUGGGCCACCACGUGUCCUACACCACGAGGGAGGUGGGCCAGUACCUGGUGGUGGAGGCCAGCAUCGGCAUCAUCGUCAUCUGGGACAAGAAGACCACCCUCUUCAUCAAGCUGGCGCCGUCCUACGAGGGCACGGUGUGCGGGCUGUGCGGGAACUUCGACCACCGCUCCAGCAACGACUUCACCACGAGGGACCACAUGGUGGUGGACGGCGAGCUGGACUUCGGGAACAGCUGGAAGGAGGCCCCCACCUGCCCAGAUGUGCGCGUCACCCCGGAGCCCUGCGCCCUGAGACCGCACCGCCUCUCCUGGGCCGAGAAGCAGUGCAGCAUCAUCAAGAGCCGCGUCUUCGGCGUCUGCCACAGCAAGGUGGACCCCAAGCCCUUCUACGAGGCCUGCGUCCAUGACUCGUGCUCCUGCGACACGGGCGGGGACUGUGAGUGCUUUUGCUCUGCCGUGGCCUCCUACGCUCAGGCGUGCACGAAGGAGGGGGCCUGCGUCUUCUGGAGGACGCCAGACCUGUGCCCCAUAUUCUGUGACUACUACAACCCCCCGGACGAGUGUGAGUGGCACUACGAGCCGUGUGGGAACCGCAGCUUUGAGACCUGCAGGACGGUCAAUGGCUUCCACUCCAACAUCUCCGUGUCCUACCUGGAGGGCUGCUAUCCCCGGUGCCCUAAGGACAGGCCCAUCUAUGACGAGGACCGGAAGAAGUGCGUCACGGCUGACCAGUGUGGCUGCUAUGUCGAAGACACCCAUUACACGCCCGGAGAGUCUGUGCCCUCCAAGGAAGACUGCCAGUCCUGCGUGUGUACCAACUCCUCGAAAGUUGUCUGCCAGCCCGAGGAAGGGAAGAUUCUCAACUAUACCCAGGAAGGCUCUUUCUGCUACUGGGAGAUCUGUGGUCCCAACGGGACGGUGGAGAAACACUUCAACAUCUGCCAGUCUAGCCCGCCGCCCUCCACCACCCCCGUCACCACCCGCACCACCAGCACCACCAAGCUGUGCUGCUUCUGGUCCGACUGGAUCAAUGAGAACUACCCCAGCAUAGACAGCGCCAGUGGAGAUAGGGAGAAGUUCGACAGUGUCUGCGAGGCCCCUGAGGACAUCCAGUGCCGGCUGGCCAAGGAGCCCCACCUCGACUGGGAAGAGGCAGGCCAGAAGCACGGAGACCCCGACUCCAAGCCCCACCUUCACUACCACCACCACCACCACCACCACCAGCACGGAGACACCGACUCCAACUUCCACCACCACCACCACAGCACGGUGCCACCGAUCCCCGUCUCCACCACCACCAGCACAGAGACACCGACUCCAACCACCACCACCACCAGCACGGUGCCACCAAGCCCCAUCACCACCACCACCAGCACGGUGCCACCGAGCCCCGUCUCCACCACCACUAGCACGGAGACACCGACUCCAACUUCCACCACCACCACCAGCACGGUGCCACCGAGCCCCGUCUCCACCACCACCACCAGCACGGUGCCACCGACUCCAACCUCCACCACCACCAGCACGGUGCCACCGAGCCCCGCUUCCACCACCACCACAACUGCAUCAACAACUUCCACAGGAACGCCCACACCACCAGGACGCCCCUCGACCACGCCACACAUACCACAGACCACCAGUGCCACAACCUCAAGUGUGCCCACCUCCACAGUGACCCCAAUCUCUUCCCCCAGCAUCUUUCAAAGUACAAUCUCUGUCACCUCCUCCACCCAGAUAUACUGCUGUGUGUUGAAUGACACAUACUUCGCUCCAGGUGAGAUGGUGUAUAACGGCACGCAUGGGGACACCUGCUAUUACGCAAACUGCUCGCUGACCUGCACCAUUGAGAUCUUCAACUGGUCGUGCCCGUCCACGCCAUCCCCAACGCCCACCCCCUCCACGCCGACGCCGACCUCAACAUCCAAACCACCCACGCCCACAACAUCCAGCACACUGGCCACCAGCAAGCCCCCCGGGUGCCCCAACUUUCAUCCUCCCAGACAGGAGAAUGAGACGUGGUGGCUGUGCAACUGCACCAUGGCCAUCUGCAAGUACGACAACACGGUGGAGCUAGUGGAGAUGAAGUGCGAGCCCCCGCCCAAACCCACCUGCUCCAACGGCCUCCAGCCCGUGCAAGUCCCGGACCCUGAUGGCUGCUGCUGGCACUGGGAGUGUGACUGCUACUGCACAGGCUGGGGGGACCCGCACUACGUCACCUUCGACGGGCUUUACUACAGCUACCAGGGCAACUGCACAUACGUGCUGGUGGAGGAGAUCGUGCCCUCGGGGCACGGCUUCGGGGUCUACAUCGACAACUACCACUGUGACGCCAACGACCGGGUGUCCUGCCCCCGCACACUCAUCGUGCGCUAUGAGGCUCGGGAGGUGCUGAUCAAGAUGAUGCGGAUGCUACCCAUUAAUGUGCAGGUGCAGGUCAACGGGAAGGCCGUGGCGCUGCCCUACGACAAGGAGGGGCUGCGGGUGGCCCCGUCGGGCAUCAACUACGUGGUGGAGCUCCCCAAGCUGGGCGCCGUCGUCUCCUACAACGGCCUCUCCUUCUCCAUCAGGCUGCCGUACCGCCUGUUUGGCAACAACACCAAGGGCCAGUGUGGCACAUGUACCAACACCACCGCCGACGACUGCAUGCUGCCCAGCGGGGAGGUCAUUUCCAACUGCGAGGUCUCAGCCGACCAGUGGUUGGUGAACGACCCCUCCAAGCCGCACUGUCCCCACACCGCCGUCCCCACCAAGGCCCCGGCCAGCACACCGUCAGUGGGCCGCCCCACACACAAGGACUGUGCUUCUCCUCUCUGCGAGCUCAUCAAAGACAGCCUGUUUGCCCCGUGCCACAAGGUGGUACCCCCCCAGCACUACUACGACGCCUGCAUGUUCGACAGCUGCUUCGUACCCGGCUCGGGGCUGGAGUGUGCCAGCCUGCAGAUCUAUGCAACCAUCUGUGCCCAGGAGGGGUUCUGUAUCGACUGGCGGAACCGCACCAAUGGGGUCUGCUCGGUGACGUGCCCGCCUCACAGGGAGUAUCGGGCCUGUGGCCCUUCAGAGGAGCCCACCUGCAAGUCUAGACCCCCAGAGAAGAACAUCACCCUGGUGGAAGGCUGCUUCUGUCCUGAGGGCACCAUGAACUACGCCCCAGGAUUCGAUGUCUGCAUGGACUUUUGUGGCUGUGUGGGACCUGACAACGUGCCGAGAAAGUUUGGGGAGCACUUUGAGUUCGACUGCAAGAACUGUGUCUGCCUGGAGGGCGGGAGCAGCAUUGUCUGCAAGCCCAAGAUUUGCAGCCAGGAGCCGCUCUCGUGCACGGAGGAUGGCACCUAUCCCGUCACGGAGGUCAACCCCACAGACACCUGCUGCAACAUCACAUCCUGCAAGUGCAAUACCAGCCUGUGCCAGGUGAAGCCGCCCAAGUGCUCACUGGGAUUUGAAGUGAAGAGCGAGAUCAGACCCGGGAAGUGCUGUCCCACCUACACCUGCGUGCCCAAGGGCGUGUGCGUUCACAAGAAUGCCGAGUACCAGCCGGGGUCGCCAGUUUACUCCUCCAAGUGCCAAGACUGUGUGUGCACCGAGAACAUGAACAACAGCACGCAGCUCAACGUCAUCUCCUGCAGCCACGUGCUCUGUAACAACUCCUGCAGCCCUGGCUUUGAGCUGGCCGAGGCCCCGGGCGAGUGCUGUAAGAAGUGCGAGCAGACCCACUGCAUCAUCAACAGGCCCCACAGGGAACCCAUCAUCCUAAAGCCCGGGGACAUAAAGCAUGACCCCAAGAAUAACUGCACCUUCUUCAGCUGCAUGAAACUUCAAAACCAGCUCAUUUCUUCUGUCUCCAACAUCACCUGCCCCGACUUUGACCCCAGCAUCUGCAUCCCGGGCACCAUCACUGUCAUGCCCAAUGGCUGCUGCAAGAAAUGCACCCCUCGCAACGACACCACGACCUUCUGCGCCACCAUCCCUGUCACCCGGGAGAUUUCCUUCGACGGCUGCACCAACAGAGUCACAAUGAACUACUGCUCUGGGUCCUGUGGGACCUUUGCCCUGUACUCAGCGGAGGCCCAGGCCCUGGACCACAAGUGCUCCUGCUGUAAGGAGGAUCGCACCAGCCAGCGGGAGGUGGUGCUGCACUGUCCCCACGGCGGCUCGCGGAGGCACACCUACACCCACAUCGAGAGCUGCUUGUGCCAGGACACGGCCUGCGAGCUCCCACUUUCGCGCCGCCCCGGCCGCGCCCGGCGCUCCAGCCCCAGGGGCCUGCGUCCAGGGGGGGCCUGAGGGGGGGGCGCGCCCCGGCUCGCCCCCACCGUCCUCCACCCACCCCCCUCGCCCCCUGCUGACCCCCUGGGCUUCCUCACCUUCUAAGCUGGCUUCCUCUCUGCAGAUAUUUAUUUUCUGAGUCUUUGUUUAGUUCUUUGCUUUUUCCACAAUAAAC